This is a messenger RNA of Trachymyrmex cornetzi, 3690 nucleotides long. RefSeq lists its product as uncharacterized. NCBI's taxonomy places the organism in Eukaryota, Metazoa, Arthropoda, Insecta, Hymenoptera, Formicidae. The transcript has a single exon. Gene Ontology annotation, molecular function: nucleic acid binding. The coding region runs from base 1 to 3690 and encodes 1229 amino acids. Gene Ontology annotation, biological process: DNA integration. The record is from RefSeq and is a predicted model, not a curated record.
AUGUCCAUCGGGGGCAUAAGUAAUAUACCAAUAAAAAUAGCUCAACAAACGCAAGCAACCAUUCAAUCGCGCGUGAAUGAAUUUAAGACCGAUCUUCAUUUCUUAAUUAUUGAUAAAAUCACAGAACGAUUGCCGAUACACAAAAUAAAUAAAACAGCGUUAGAUAUUCCAAAUAAUUUAGAACUAGCAGAUCCAACAUGCCAUAUUCCCAGCGACGUAGACAUGUUAUUGGGAGCCUCUAUAUUUUGGGACCUCAUAAGUGGAGGACAAGUCAGAGGAUCAAAUCAAUCCAUCGUUUUUCAAGAAACACGUCUAGGAUGGAUCGCUGCGGGUCCAAUGGAAACGACCAAUGCAUGUCAGCAGAAAAGGUCGUAUUGCGGGAUGACUACAACUUUACACAAGCAAUUAGAAAAAUUCUGGAGCAUAGAGGAGAUGGUGCAAUCACCACCCGUUUCGGAGGAAGAAAAAAUAUGUGAACAGCAUUUUCUAGAAACACAUGCCAGGGACUCUGAAGGGAGAUUCAUAGUGCAGCUACCGCUGAAGGGCAACAUAGAUGAAUUAGGCGAAUCCAUGGAAACAGCAACAAAACGUUUCAAGGCAAUUGAGCGAAAGCUCAAACGGCAACCGGAACUCAAACAGACCUAUAGCAGCUUCAUAUCAGAAUACCUAAACCUAAAUCAUAUGGAAGAAGUAUUGCAAAAGGACGCACAAUGCAAAUUAUCUUACUAUCUUCCGCAUCACGCAGUUACUAAGGAAGAUAGCGAAACAACAAAGGUCAGAGUAGUAUUCGACGCAUCUUGUAAAAGCUCCACUGGAAUAUCAUUAAAUGACUGCCUAAGGGUCGGACCCACCAUACAACAGGAUCUGUUUAGCAUCAUUCUCCGCCUGCGUCAGCACCGAUAUGCAAUGUCUGCAGACAUUGCAAAAAUGUAUCGACAAGUCAAAGUUAUUGAUGAGCACACUCAUUUGCAACGGAUUCUUUGGAGAUGGAAUGAAGAUGAGCCUAUUCGCACGUUUCGCCUCAAAACAGUCACGUACGGCUUAGCCUGUUCGUCCUUUCUAGCCAUUAGAUGCCUUCAGGAAAUAGCAUCGCAACAUCAAAAAGAAUGUCCUGAAGCAAGUAGGGCCAUAUUGAACGACUUCUACGUAGACGACCUACUAACGGGGGCAUCCACAGUCAAAGAGCUCAAGCAGUUAAGACAAAGUACAACUAAAAUACUAAACAGUGCUGGAUUCGAACUGCGAAAAUGGAGGUCCAACAUACCGGAAAUUAGCGAUAAGAAUACUUCCAGCAAUUCCAUGGUGGAGAUUGGCGAACCUACAAAAAUACUAGGAUUACAUUGGGACGUAAAUCAAGACGUAUUUCAAUACAGAUUGCGGCUGUCAGAAGAAACAAGCAAAAUCACCAAACGUAAGGUGUUAACUCAAGUGUCGCAAAUAUACGACCCCCUCGGAUGGUUAGGGCCAAGCAUAGUCAAAGCGAAAAUAUUGCUACAACGCUUGUGGCAAACCAAUAAAGGUUGGGAUGAGCCAAUCUCAGGAGAAAUGUUGGAAAUGUGGAAGCAGUGGAGAUCUCAAAUUCACAACGUUCAACAAAUUUCAAUACCCAGGAGGGUAUUAGAGAACCAACAAGAUCGAACAGAACUACAUGGGUUUUGUGACGCAUCUGAAGCGGCAUAUGGUGCUUGCUUAUACAUUCGCAGUAGCACGGACGAAAACACAUACAUCACAAGGCUACUAUGCGCCAAAUCUAGAAUAGCUCCCUUAAAAAAGGUAUCACUGCCUAGAUUAGAAUUAUGUGGAGCAGUUUUAUUAGCACGCCUUUCCGAAAAGGCUUCACAAGCAUUGAACAUCACUGUUCAUAAUACAUACUACUGGAGCGACUCAACGAUAACUCUAUCAUGGAUCGGGAACGAGCCUAACAAAUGGCAUACAUUCGUCGCAAAUAGGGUCGCUGAGAUACAGCGCAUCACCAACAAGGCAGCAUGGUACUAUGUAAAAUCAGAGGACAAUCCCGCUGAUCCACUAUCAAGGGGAAUCAGCCCUGACAAAUUAAAGUCACAAACAAUCUGGUGGGAAGGUCCAAAAUUCCUGCAGCGCAAUACGAAAAUGCAGCCAUAUGAUUGCAAGGGCAACGAAGGUCACACGCCUGAAGGACGCAAGGUGAAUCCAACAAUUCUCGCGUCAGUUGAACUUAGUUCUAUCAUUGAAAGGUUUUCAUCACUCGCUAAAUUAAAGCGAGUAAUAGCUUAUUGUCUUAGAUUCAAAAACAAUUCAUUAAAAACCGCAAAUCAAACCAGCGGACCGUUGACGGUAAAAGAGUUAGGAUCAGCAAUAUCGGCAAUCGUUAAGGUCUGUCAGGCAAGUGAAUUUUCACAAGAGUUAAAAGAUCUCCAUAAAAAUAAUAGAGUAGAUAUAAAAAGCAAACUCUCAACGUUACACCCAUUCAUCGAUUCUAGCGGUACCAUUCGUGUGGGGGGGAGGCUCCGUCACGCACCAAUAGGAUAUUCACAAAAGCACCCUAUCGUAUUACCGCAAAAGCAUCAUCUCACCGAGUUAAUUAUAAGGGACACGCAUUAUAAAAACUUGCAUGCAGGACCACAAGCGGUCCUAGCGGCAAUUCGUAAUGAUUUUUGGCCAAUAGCUGGUAGGAGCGAAGUACGUAGAGUACUGAGAAAAUGUAUCGUCUGCUUUCGUGCCAGGCCAACAAACCCGAAUCAAUUGAUGGGAGAUCUGCCAGCGGUUAGGGUCACUCAGGCCAGAGCGUUUCUUAAUACUGGUAUAGAUUAUGCUGGCCCAUUUAGUAUAAAAAUAACAAGAAACAAGACGGGUAAAGCCUAUCUAGCGAUUUUUGUAUGCUUGGCCACAAAGGCUGUACAUUUUGAAUUAGUGUCUGACUUAACUGCUACGGCUUUUCUCAAUGCUCUGAAGAGAUUCAUCUCCCGAAGGGGAAAAUGUAUCGCGUUAUAUUCGGACAAUGGCACUACGUUUGUAGGCGCCAACAACCAAUUAGUAGAUUUAAAGAAGCAUCUCUUAAAAGAGACUACUCAAAAACAGAUACACGAGUACUUAGCAGAGCAAUUUAUAGAAUGGAAGUUCAUUCCACCAUAUUCCCCACACGUGGGAGGAAUAUGGGAAGCGGCGGUGAAAUCGGCAAAGACGCAUAUGAGAAAAAUCGUUGGCACCCACUUGCUAUAUUUUGAGGAAUUGUAUACUAUCCUCACGCAGAUAGAAGCGUGCCUUAACUCAAGGCCCAUUACUCCGAUCUCCGAGGACACCACCGAUUUUGAAGCGCUGACGCCAGGUCACUUUAUCAUAGGUGAAGCGAUCACAGUUAUUCCAGAUCGCGAUUUUAACCAAACACCAUCAAAUCACUUAACACGCUAUCAAGUACUGUCACAAUUAAAACAGCAUUUCUGGAAGCGAUGGUCGUCCGAAUACAUGUCACAAUUACAACAGCGAUUUAAAUGGAAAACUCGUAAAUGUUUAAAAUUAAAGAUAGGCACCAUGGUGCUCGUUAAGGAUGAAAGGACGCCUCCAAUGAUUUGGCCUUUAGGCCGCAUCACUGAAGUACAUCCGGGGCCCGACGGAAUUAUUCGUCUAGUUACUGUGCGUACUAAACAAGGGUCAAGCAAACGAACUUUACCCAAAAUUUGUAUCCUACCGCUAAACGACAAUGUAACCGCUUAA